ACUUAUUAAAUAGGUUGUAAUUAUGUAUUUAGCUGUAGAAAUAGCUUAGCUUCCCGUCUGCUUCAUCAUUAAGCUCAAGGUCACAGACAAUAUGCAGUUUGACAUUCGAAGGUUCGAUAUCUACCGCAAGGUUCCGAAAGAUCUAACGCAGCCAACAUACAUUGGAGCAUGCAUAUCUGUAUCGAGCAUGGCGCUCAUAGCUUUCCUGUUCACAUCAGAACUCAUAGCCUUCCUUAGUCCAGAAAUAGAGAGCGUCCUGUACGUAGACGAUCCUGGAGAACAGGAGCAGAUCCCAGUCUUCUUAGACAUAUCUCUACCAGAACUGCACUGUGACGUUCUGGGCAUAGACAUCCAGGACGAAAUGGGCAGACAUGAAGUAGGCAACUUCGAGAACAUGAAGAAACUCAAGUUGGGUCCAGAUGGAAGAGGGUGUAGAUUAGAGGCCUCGUUCAAGAUCAACAAAGUUUCUGGUAAUUUCCACGUGUCAACACAUGCGAGGAGCCAACAGGCAGGCAAGAAUGUUAACUUCAAACACCAGCUGCACAACCUCAUCUUUGGAGAGUCAAUACUUUCUAAUAUCUCGAAGCAUUACGGGCUCAAAGACACUUCUUUUACGCCAUUAAAUGGACUGGAUCAUACAAAAGGGACUUUUUCAGGGAAGGAGACUUUCGAAUACCACUUGAAGAUUGUGCCAACAGUGUAUUCACAUGGACAGGGAACUAACAGCGAAUUGCAUGGGUACCAGUUCACAGCACUCAAAAAGAUCUUCGAGACAAAUGCGCACGGGAUGCGGAUAAUGCCAGCCAUCUGGUUCAAGUACCAACUCACACCCAUCACAGUCAAGUACGCCCUCAGAGCCAAGCCAUUCUACCACUUUCUAACCACCGUCUGUGCAAUAGUGGGAGGCACAUUCACAGUAGCAGGCAUCAUUGACUCAUGUUUGUUCACGGCACAUGAGGUGUUCAAGAAGAUAGAGAUGGGAAAAUUGAGUUGAAAACAUGACCUGCCUUGAGAUCAGUCGAAGAAAUGGAUAAUCGUAUUUAAUUGUGAAUUAUACGAUCUGUUCACAAAAAAAACGUUGAAUGGAGUGACAAAGUUUUACGAGCAGUUGACUUUUUAUGAAAACCAGAUAUAAUGAACCGCUUGUGAAAAAAAAACUAUUUGAAAAUGAAUUUUUGAAAAAAUGAACCGCUUUUGAGAAAAAAAAGUUACACAUAAAUACAAAUUAAGCCAAUUGAAUUGAGAUUUAUGAAGUAUAAAUUUAGAAAUUGAUUAAUUAUCAUGGUUUUGUGGUUGAUAUUAUUUGUAAAUGUUGCUUCCAGCCCUUAUGAUUUUGUGUUUCAUCAUUGUACUGUAUUCCUUAAUUAUUCCGUAGCCAGCAUAGUAAUCAACUAUGCAAUUUUACCAUCCGUGUGCCUUGCGAAGUAAGUAAUUGUAAUUUGUAUGUAUAUUAAUGUGUAUAUUAAUUGGUUCCUAAAACGGUUUACGUUCGUUGAUCUUUGCAAGUAACAAUUUUGUUCAAUUU
This is a messenger RNA of Symsagittifera roscoffensis, 1525 nucleotides long. RefSeq names its product endoplasmic reticulum-Golgi intermediate compartment protein 1-like. Lineage: Eukaryota; Metazoa; Xenacoelomorpha; Acoela; Convolutidae. Bases 92 to 994 code for a protein of 300 amino acids. The record is from RefSeq and is a predicted model, not a curated record. The transcript has 8 exons.